Anolis sagrei ordinatus is the source of this 5328-nucleotide messenger RNA. It is a transcript of the gene SORCS2, whose product is annotated as sortilin related VPS10 domain containing receptor 2. The record is from RefSeq and is a predicted model, not a curated record. Gene Ontology annotation, cellular component: membrane. Gene Ontology annotation, molecular function: protein binding. Lineage: Eukaryota; Metazoa; Chordata; Lepidosauria; Squamata; Anolidae.
UCCCUCCCUCCUCCUGCCAGCUUUGCAUCCUCGUCUCGCGCUGUGGACGGAGGCAGGCCCCCGAGCAUGGCGUGGCGCGUGGCCCCGCUCCUGCUCUUGGCGUUGGGAGCUUGCAGGGAGACCCGGGGCGCGUCCGGGGGGCCCCUGCGGGAGGGCGCCUCCCUGCUCAGCACCUCCUUCGUCCUGAAGGGCGACGCCAUCCACAACCAAGCGAUGGUCCACUGGACGGGCGACAACAGCAGCGUUAUUCUGAUCCUCACCAAGUAUUACCACUCUGAUAUGGGCAAAGUAUUGGAGAGUUCUUUGUGGAGAUCCUCAGAUUUUGGAACACUAUACACCAAGUUGAAUCUACAACCAGGGAUUGCUACAGUAAUUGAAAACUUUUACAUCUGCCCCACUAACAAAAAAAAGAUCAUUCUUGUAAGUUCUUCCCAUAAUGACCUGGACCAGAGUCUUUUCAUUAGCACAGACGAAGGAGCUACCUUUCAAAAGCAGCCCAUUAGUUUCUUUGUGGAAACAUUGAUUUUUCACCCAAAGCAAGAAGACAAAGUGCUUGCCUACACAAAGGAGGGACAGCUCUAUGCAUCUCUUGACUUGGGGGUACAAUGGACUCUCCUGCAGGAUUAUGUCACAAAAGACCAUAUCUUUUGGGCUAUCGAUGGAGUUGAUGGAGACCCUAACGUGGUUCAUAUGGAAAUCCAGGAUCCCACUGGAGAUUUUCGCUACAUGGCAUGUCAGCUUCAGAACUGCUCUGAUAAAACACUGAGAUCGCCUUUCUCUGGUAGUAUCGACAAGAACUCUUUAACAGUGCAGGACAACUAUAUAUUCCUCCAGACAUCAUCAGCAAAUCAAACAAAAUAUUAUGUGUCGUACCUUCGGAAUGAGUUUGUACAGAUGAAAUUGCCAAAAUAUGUGUUAGCUAAGGAUUUACAGAUUAUCAGCACUGAUGAGAGCCAAGUGUUUGUUGCUAUCCAGGAGUGGUAUCAGACUGACACGUACAACCUCUACCAGUCUGACCCACAGGGUAUUUCCUAUUCCAUCGUAUUAGAGAAUGUCAGGAGCACCAAGCAACCUGAAGAGAAUGUGCUAAUAGAUAUCCUGGAGGUGAGAGGUGUCAAAGGAGUCUUUCUGGCCAAUCAAAAGAUAGAUGGGAAAGUCACAACUCUAAUCAGUUUCAACAAAGGCCGCAAUUGGGGCUAUCUUACACCUCCAGCUGUUGAUAUGAAUGGUAAACCAACUGACUGCAAAUUGCCCGAUUGCCACCUUCACCUCCAUCUCCGCUGGCCAGACAAUCCAUAUGUGUCAGGAAUGGUUCAUACCAAGGAUACAGCACCGGGACUCAUAAUGGGGGCAGGAAAUCUGGGUGCCCAGCUUGUUGAAUAUAAAGAAGAAAUGUAUAUAACAUCAGACUGUGGCAAAACCUGGAGGCAGGUUUUUGAAGAGGAGCAUCACAUCUUGUAUCUGGAUCAUGGUGGAGUGAUUGUGGCCAUCAAAGACACCUCUAUCCCACUUAAAAUACUCAAAUUCAGUGUGGAUGAAGGCCAAACAUGGAACACUCAUAAUUUCACGAGCACUUCGGUUUUUGUGGAUGGCCUACUCAGUGAACCUGGGGAUGAGACUUUAGUCAUGACAGUCUUUGGACACAUAAGUUACCGCUCUGACUGGGAGCUUGUGAAAGUCGAUUUCCGUCCAUUUUUCCCACGUGAAUGUACUGAUGAAGACUAUGAACCAUGGGAGCUGACAAAUCUACAGGGUGAUCGCUGCAUCAUGGGUCAGCAGAGAAGUUUUCGUAAGAGGAAGAGCUCAUCGUGGUGCAUUAAAGGAAGAAGCUUUACGUCAGCACUCACUUCCAAAGUCUGUGAAUGUAGACCUUCUGACUUCUUAUGUGAUUAUGGAUUUGAGCGUUCAGCAUUACCAAAAUCUGAAUAUAGUGCAUGCUUUGCUGAUUUCUGGUUUAAUCCCGGAACACCUCCUGAAGACUGUGUCCUAGGACAGGCCUAUAGAAGCAGCACCGGAUAUCGCAAAGUUAUUUCUAAUGUGUGUGAGGGUGGUGUAGACUUACAGCAAAAUAUAUCUCAGCACCUGUGCCCACUGACUGCUCCCAAAGGACUUCAGAUAAGCAUUAAAGGGGAAAGUCUGGCUGUUAAGCCUGGAGAAGAUGUCACCUUUAUUGUCAGACAAGAUCAGGGAGAUAUUUUAAAUACCAAGUACCAAGUGAAUCUUGGUGAUGGAGUAAAGGCAGUGUACAUGAACCUCACGUUGACAGGGGAACCCAUUCAGCACCGCUAUGCAAAUCCUGGAGUUUACCGUGUCUCCGUGGUAGCAGAGAAUGCGGCUGGCCAAGAUGAAGCAAUUGUGUUUGUUCAGGUUCAGUUUCCACUGCAGGCUUUGCAUCUCGAAGUCGUUCCUGUUACUGGCAGAAACCAGCAGGUGAAUCUGACCGCCAUCAUCCUGCCAAGGAAUGCAAACUUCACACUGUUUUCCUGGUGGAUUGGAAACGACCUUCAGCCAGUUCUUACAUUGGAGAAUUUUUUGGUGACCAGUUUCGCAGAGAUUGGGGAAGUGAGAGUUACAGUUCAGGCUUCUAGCGGGAACUCCAUGCUCCAGGACUCCAAGACUGUCCAGGUUUUAGACCACUUUCAAGUACUUCCACUCAGAUUUUCUGAGCAUCUGGAUUUGUACAAUCCAGAUAUUCCAGCCUGGCGGGAAGACAUUGGCCAUGUGGUAACACAACGGAUAUCAAAGGAAACAGGCAUACCUGAAGAAAGUCUCGUGACAGUGGUAAAGCCUGGACUUCCCACAACGGCAGAUUUACAUGUUCUGCUAUCAGUUAAUCACUUGAAAAGGAAGAGAACCAUGUCUACCGAUAAGAGAAUAGCUGCUAUUAAGCAGUCUUUGAAUGCCCAUAACAUCACUUUCUUCACAAGAGGAGGACAGUGGGUCUUUGUGACUUUAGAUGGCUCCAAUUCAGAUUCUCAGAGCAUUGGAGGAGGUGGAGGGUACUGGGCAAUAAUGGCCCUUUUCAUCAUCUCUCUGGUGGCAGUAGGAGCGAUCAUCCUUUACAAGUUUAAAAGGAAAUUGCCAGGCCGAAAUGUCUAUGCCCAGAUGCAAAAUGAAAAGGAGCAGGAGAUGACCAGUCCAGUAAACCACAGGGAAAACACCCAAAACAUCAUCCAAGGGGAAGAGUUCAUUGAUGAUGACCUUGACUGUCAAACCCUAGGAAAUGCAAGAGUGACUCCUUCUGGGAGAGGUGGAAACUUGAACAGCUACAGAGUUCCCUUAUUGCUGAUGGCAGUCAGUGUCCAGUCCCAGGCAAUCUCUCAGGCGUGGUUCUGAGCAUUAAUUCCAGGGAGAUGCACAGUUACCUGAUUAGCUGAUAUUCCCAACCGAAUUCAUAGACAAGACUCUUCCACUGUUGGAUUCCUCCUUUCCCCCUCGGAAGACCUAACUAACCGCGGGAAGGAGAUUCUUACAUUGUCUUGACGUUAGGUACAGCCAUGUGUUGCUUGGAGAGAAAGUUAAUACACUUGGUGUUCAUGGCUAUUGACUUUUGUUUUUUACACCUCAAACUAAAAUAGCAGAUCUGUAGUCCUAGGCACACUUGCAACUACUUUUCUAUCUCAUGUGUCCUUUUCUUUCUGUAUGUCCAUUGAAUCAAAUGCAUACAGCACUGUGGCAGUAUCAAGUAGAAAGCUGUAAUUCUUGAGCCAUGAAGACUGGCUAGCAAAGCAGUUGGCAAGGUGAAGUAGAGACCUAGUGGAAGGCUGGGAAUGGUUUCCGAUUUGAAGGAGUGAUUCGUGGAUCCUGAUGUGGCACAACUGAAGAAUUCUGAGGAGAUGCUGCCAAGAGAGACACUGGAUCCUCCCUAGCAUGCCUCCCUCGGACGCAGUGGAAGCCUGGGCACAACAUCAAUAUGAGAAACAUGUCUGAAUGCUUCUUGUACUAUUCACCUUGCUACCAAGAAGCUCCCUGCCUUGUUUUGCUCCCAGACUAGGUUCCCUCCUUACAAAACACCAUCUAUCCUGCUGGAAGAGGGUCCCACUAGGCCAACUAGUAGUUUGCAACCCACAUAAUUACAUUGUAUUCAGCUUGGGCUGCCUUACCUUGUUUUGGUCUCCAGAACAGCAAGUGUAAUUACUUUAUUUUUACAUUUCUGUAACUGUUUUUGGUAUCUUUUUAAACUUUCUAUUUUUAUAGCUAUACAAACAUUCCUAUCUCAGGAUAGUGCUCUCGGAGCAGCAUAUUUGGAACACGCUGUUUUAUUAUUUCCCCUGUUUCUACUGUGGAGCUGAAGAAACUGAAAAUAUCACUGCCUUGGAUGUGUUUGACAAUCUGGUGAAUUAAAUUUCAGAAAUAAUUCCAUUUAAGCGAUUGCACUUUCUCAGUUUAAACCCCUCGGUACCGGGCCUCAUUCCUCAGAGUGGAGCCGAAGAGGACAAUUGUCUUUGUGUUAGAGUUGCUGUUAUUUGGGAGCUGUGCAAGUUUAGUUUUGUGGUUGCUUAUCCUACCCCUAGUAGAGACAAAAAUGGCACAGCUGCAGCCGGAAGAGUGACAUUUGCUCUGAGCGUCAUGUGUAGGAAUUACAAAGCUACUUGGAAUAGUGUACUGAACAUAUUUCUAAUAAUCUCACCAUCUGGAAAGAACUACCAGAGUGACCCCACUCCUCUUUAGCAGAGGUUUCUGAAUGCCAGUGAACAACCAAGCAUUAAAUAAGAGGAAAUUGUACUACUGGAUGGCAACAUUUCCAAGAUGCCAAUGCAUUCCUUCUGCUGAAAGCACAUCCCAUUUUGUCUUCAUGUAUAUUGUCCUCCUCCAAGCACUAAGGCAAAUCCUGCAGAACUAUGUCAAGCACAAUGCAUUCAGGAACUGACCGUCCAAGUGGAUGAGAAUACUGCUGGGAAUCAAUGGCAAGUCUUGUUUGCCACCCGCCUCAGGAUCUCUGUUUGUCUUUGUCUGUGAGCAAAUUGAAUUGCCCUGCAUAUUCGCUGAUAGAAGAGUGACAUCUCCUUGCUGCCUUACCUGUACACAAGAUAAGAACGGUGGCUGAGGGAAUACGGUACUAAAGCGCCUCAAGGAAAAAAAGAGGGAGUCCCCUGAAACAAUUUUUGUGCUUUGGAAUCCCUGGCAUGUUUGAACAAAGGGAUUAAACUCCUUAGUUUGCUCUUCAUGCCACUGAUGGCAAGGAAAACAUCAAAAACACCACAGAAGUAGGAGGAAACCAGUCCUGUAGACUGGAGAGCAAUUUUAUACACCCAACAAAAAAGGUAGGCGACUGAGGGUCUAGGGCCCACAUCUGUAGACAGAUAAGUUUUACAACUCUAACAGAAA